Molecule: messenger RNA, 1715 nt
Organism: Stomoxys calcitrans (stable fly)
Lineage: Eukaryota; Metazoa; Arthropoda; Insecta; Diptera; Muscidae
Gene: Polr3C
Product: DNA-directed RNA polymerase III subunit RPC3
Exons: 8
Coding region: 67-1650 (527 amino acids)
Biological process (GO): DNA-templated transcription
Cellular component (GO): RNA polymerase III complex
Molecular function (GO): single-stranded DNA binding
Source: RefSeq, a predicted model, not a curated record
CGUGUUUGUUUAUAUUUUCCACGCGUUCCAAAAGUUAUAGAAGUAAAAUUAAAUUUAUAAGAAAAAAUGUCUAUAGAUUAUGGAAAUCUAUGUUCGGUGAUAUUAAAGCAGUGUUUCGGGGAAACAGUGCAACUGGUGGGCGAUUGUUUAUUUGCAGCAAAUGCCAGAACUUUGAGUAAUAUAGCAAAGACCACAAAGUUAAGCCGGCGAGAGGUGUCCACUGCUUUGGGUAUUUUAAUAAAAUAUCAAUUAAUAAACUUCCAAGCCAAUGAAGUUAAUGCUUUUGUUGCUGAAUAUACUCUUAAAAGGGAGGAAAUUUUGUAUAUAUUGCGUUAUUCCAGAUAUGUUCAUCUAAUACAAACUAUGUAUGGUUCAGUUGGCGCUGCCAUUGCCGAAGAAUUGCUAUACAGUGGCUCACAAACUGCUUCUAAUACCUUGUUAAAAUGCAUGGCCAACAAUGAAAUCACUGAAAAAGCUGAGACCAUACGUGACACAUUUUUUCAAAUGAUACGAGACAACUAUUUGAUUAAGCUACCCAUGUUGGUGACCAGCGAGACUGGUGAACCGGAUGCUGUGCCAAAGUUACACAUUGAAGAUUAUGAUUUAUUUAAUCCUCCUGACAUUGAUUUACCCACUUUGGCCAAAAUACAUAAUGGUGCUUUGCCGGCAACUCAGUUAAAAGAUACAGGUGUAUUUUGGCAAUUGAAUUUCAAACGUUUUCAUCAGGACUUUCGUGAUAGCCUUAUGAUAUCAGCCGUUGAGCGGAAACUAGGAGCCAGUGCAGGCGAAUGUUUUAAGUUCAUAUUGAAGCAAAUGUAUGAAAGAACAGAUCCCUGGCAAAGGCAAUACUCGAAUCCCUUUACCGUGGUUGAAGUUAAACAACAGGUGGAGAAAAACUCUAGUAAUUUGGAUUUAUUGAGACAUCUCGAGAAAUAUGUGGCUUUAAUCGCUGACGAUUCCCUUCACUUCAUACGUAAAAUCGGUGAAAUGGGUGGCGGUCAAUAUGUGGUGGAUAUGGCUCCUGCCUUCGAGUCUUUGGCCUUGGCCUGUAUAGAAAACGUUAUCACCGAGCGUUUUGGUUCAAAAGCCUCACGCAUAUUUCGUGUGGUUCGUAUGAAAAAAUAUAUCGAACAAGAGGAGUUACAAAAGGAAGCCAUGAUACCAGCCAAAGAAGCAAAAUUAUUGUCCUACAGUUUGUUUCAAGAACAAUUUUUACAAAUUAAAACCAUACGCAAAGCAGGUGGAGGCGGUACAGGACCAGCCAAAGCUUUCUAUUUAUUUUAUUUGAAACACAAACAGAUUACCAAAAUGUUGCUGGAUAUUUGUUUUAAGGCCUUGUACAAUGAUAUAACACGCUCCAAUUACGAAAAGAAUGAACAUAAACGUUUGAUUGAGAAAUCUCAAAAAUUGGAUAGUAUUGUGGCCACCAUGAAGGAAAGAGGAGAAUCUGAGGAGUAUAUUGCUGAGAUACUGGAAACUCUAACGCCGCCCGAACGAGAAAUUUUGGAUAAAGUUAAAAAUCGCAUUAAGACAUUAUCCAAAGCUGAAUUAUCUCUCGAUGAUACAAUAUUUCUAUUACAAAUGUACAUCUAUCACUCUGCUCCCACCUAUGUGGUGGCAACAAACAAAAAAGCAUCAUCAAAUCAAUAAAUUUUUUGUUCUUCGCCAUUCUUAAAUAUCGUAACAUCAGUUUUUACAUUAUUUUUAUUUUUUUU